GGUUACCCUUGACGCCGAGAAAGUCCCUUAUCAACGGGCAACAACAAAAUAAACCUGCGAGAGCGAAUUGAAGCAAAGCUUGGCGCAAUCGCCACUGAGUUCGGCCGACAAUGCAUCUGGUCGCUAACAACGUUGCCGGCUGUGGAGUCUCAGUUGGUAAGUAUCUUCCGUGUUUGGGUGUUUCUGGAAGAACAGCUUCUGUAUUUUCUUGCUCCUCUCUGGCUUAUCACAGAAUUUACCCUCGUGUCAAAAUAAGAGGGGUAAAAUGUUCUUCUAUGGGUGCAUCUUUUGUGUGUGAAGCAAGGAGGAAUCCGGAAUCUUUCUCAAGGCAAAACAAGAAUGGAUUUUCCAGAAGUCGGAACUGGCUUAAUGAAGGGAGAGACAGUUUUGAAAACUUUGAAGAAGAUAUGUUAUCUUCUAAAAACAGUCCGGUGAUAUCUCUAUCUAGCACACCAAAAUCCCCGGCCAAUGCAGUUCCUGGACCUAGAGAGAAGGAGAUUGUUGCACUAUUUAAGAAGGUUCAGGCUCGGAUAAGAGAGAAAUCUGUUAUUAAAGAAGUAAAGAAAGUUGGAGCCACCCUAGGACAAGGUAAGGAGAGUGGUUCUGUCGAUUCCCUCCUCAAGCUACUAAGGAAACACUCAAUUGAGCAAGUAAAGAGAAGUAGUAGAGGUGGCAGAGAAACAAAGUUUUGUUCAGACCAGUUGCAUGAUAAUAAGCAAAACAAUGACAGCCAAAGCACCAGAUUUUCUGAUAUAGAUAGCACUUCAAAUAAUGAGUCUCAAGAAACCAACAUCUUUGUAGCUAGGCCUCCAUCAAAUUUCCAACGAAGGUCUCCUGUUCCUCGGCUUAAGUAUCAGUCUGUCUCUUACAAGAGUAAAGAUGUGAAUGAAGUCCCUCUAAGUAGUGGGAUUAGAGAGAAGGAUGAGCAGCAAAUAGGUCUGAAGCUUGAUUCCAAGCUAGAGCUUGACUCGGAACUAGAACUUGAUCCAAAGGAUGAGCUUUUCUUCCCAGAAGUGGGGAUUGCUGAUAUGUCAGAGGAUGAUUCUCUUGAUUCUGAGGCUGAGCAGAUCUAUAUUGAUGAGCUUGGAGAGGACCAGCAUGAGAGUUUGAGUACACUGAAGUUGACUGAAUUAAGGGAAGUUGCAAAGUCUCGGGGUCUAAAAGGGUUUUCAAAAUUGAAGAAGAGUGAGCUCCUGGAGUUGCUAACUGGAAGCUGAUUCCGAUCAAUGAUAUGUGAAAGCAAAAACAAGAGACAACAGAUUUUAUUUAUUUUUGUUUUUUAACCUGUGAAUCUAUCUGGUAUAUCCUUGCAUUGUUUUUCUAUUUAGUUCUUCCAAGUGCUUGAGGAUUUGUGGAUCAUUAGAAUAGAAUAACAACCAUGCCAUCCAUGCCUCGGAGGAUUUUGAAUGUGUAGUUGUAUUCCCAUGAUGAGAUUUAUGAAAUUUUGUCACUGAUUAAAAGUGUGCCAUUUCAGUAU
This is a messenger RNA of Abrus precatorius (Indian licorice), 1477 nucleotides long. Its product is annotated as rho-N domain-containing protein 1, chloroplastic-like. Lineage: Eukaryota; Viridiplantae; Streptophyta; Magnoliopsida; Fabales; Fabaceae. The record is from RefSeq and is a predicted model, not a curated record. Bases 111 to 1217 code for a protein of 368 amino acids. The transcript has 2 exons. Gene Ontology annotation, biological process: DNA-templated transcription termination.